GCCUAGCAGUCGGUAUCAGUUCCAAGAUGGCGGCGGCUGGAAGCGCUCAGAGAGUCCGGGAGCCGCGGGAUGAGGUGGCCGAGAACGCGAUCCACCGGGAGACCGUCCGCAAGGAGAACCGGAACCGGAAACUGGUCACCGAGUACGGGAUCAGCCCCCACACCAAGGUUCAUGUCGUAGCUGGGAAGCCCAUGUCGUGGCAUGACAAUCAGAGUGAAGUGGCUGAUGAGAACUUCUUAAGGAUUAUUCAUCAUGCUGCCCUAGAACCAACCAGGAAAUAUACCGAGCCGCAAACUACAAGCCAGGAGAUCGGCUGGAUCUCUCAACCACUGAUAGACACUGAUCGCACAGACAGAAGGCUACACCACUAUCGCCAGCACUCCGAGAUCACCACGUAUAUGGAGACAGCGUGGCGACUAAAGGAGCAGAGCGUUAAUCUGCAGUAAGAAAUGGUACAGAUAGCCAGCAGAACGAACAACACAAAACCUGUAGUAAAACGAUUUAAUAUGAAGUGGCAAUUCUAGAGCUGUCUGACAUUAUGAGAUCAUCUCAUUGCAUUAUUUACACAAGCAUUUUCCAGAAUGAAAUGAUUUGCAGUCAGUUUUACUUUACCUCGCAUGGCAGUGAUUACCAUUUAACCAAAACUACUGGAGUCAAUCACACAUAAAAAAAAUAAACACAGAACGUGAAAUUAUCCUAUAUUACUCUGAUUUCUUCCAGAAUCAAAACAUGUUAAACAAAAACCAAUGUAAUAAGAAUUAAAGUAUGC
This is a messenger RNA of Pelobates fuscus (common spadefoot toad), 769 nucleotides long. It is a transcript of the gene CFAP144, whose product is annotated as cilia and flagella associated protein 144. Bases 27 to 446 code for a protein of 139 amino acids. NCBI's taxonomy places the organism in Eukaryota, Metazoa, Chordata, Amphibia, Anura, Pelobatidae. The record is from RefSeq and is a predicted model, not a curated record. Gene Ontology annotation, cellular component: ciliary base. The transcript has 4 exons.